GUUAGCUACUUUUUUGACAUUCAAAUAAAGUUUUUGUCAUCGUUAAAACGUUUUUGCAAUACUGUUAAUAUUUUUAAUUAAACCCAAAACACUAAAUGAAAUGAAAAUGUUUAAGGUUUUAAUUUCGAUGAUGAUAUUUAUUUCAUCGAGUAGCAUAGUUAAAUCUGAAGGUAUAGAUGUUGAAAAUCUGAAAUCGGAAUUAAAUAGAAAUGAACUAAUGAGGGAAAUCAUGUUUGGAAAUCCAUUGGAUACCAGUUCAGGAGUAAAUCAAGCUCAGUUAUUAUUGAAACCGAAGCCAGAAUAUAGUUAUCAAUAUUCUCAAAUGGGACCUGCUAUGGGGUUACCAAUGGUAAAUUACUACAAUAACCCCUCAAUACUUAAUUCUGGGUCAAUUUCUCCAAUAAGUGGUCAAGAAACAGUUACCAGAUAUAAUAAUGGAGUCACUGUAGUAGAAACUCAAAGUGUGAUAACUGAAGGAUCUCCAAAUAGGAAUCCAUUCCGUGAAACAGUGUUUUACACGCCUACUCAAACAGUGAUAAAAAGAUCAUAAAAUGUUUCAUAAAUCCAAAAGAACAUAUUGUAUUAUUUAUAAUUGUUCUAUCUGCCAAACAGAUUUUAAACAGAAUUUUAUAAUUGAAAAAAUAUAUUAUGAAGAUAGUUGAUAAAUGUUUUUGGUGUUGGGCUGUAAUUUUAUAUAAAUCAUUUUUUUAAGUUUAUAAAAUAAUAUUAAUUUAUUAUACAAGUACUCUGCAUUAUGAUACUUAAAAAAUUUAUU
Daktulosphaira vitifoliae (grape phylloxera) is the source of this 775-nucleotide messenger RNA. RefSeq lists its product as uncharacterized. The record is from RefSeq and is a predicted model, not a curated record. Bases 101 to 550 code for a protein of 149 amino acids. NCBI's taxonomy places the organism in Eukaryota, Metazoa, Arthropoda, Insecta, Hemiptera, Phylloxeridae. The transcript has 3 exons.